UGGGGGUAGUGGUGUGUGUGUAGUCAGCCGACGCUAAUCGCCCCAGGCCAGCGCUAGACGAGCGGUCAACCGUGACGAGUUACGACGGUCAGCCGAGACGAGUGUCAACACUGCGGUUCGGGAAGGAUCGACGGCGGUUCGGGAAGGAUCGACGUCGUGAACAAGCUCAUGAGCGUCACGAGAGUUGUAGUCAUCUGACCACCUGGAAACGUCGAGCGGCGUUCUGUCCGGUUCGAGAAGGCCAGUAGGGACCCUAUAUAAGAGCAGAGGUGUCGCAGUCAAGACGGUUCAGAAAGCGGGUUCACGGCAGGGGUUCAGAGCCCGGUUCACUACAGUCCGGUCGACUACAGCACAGUUCAGCGGUGUGGUUCUGUACGGAGCAUUACGACGGUUCAGUGCGGAGUACUAUCAAGUACAGUUGAGACGAACGGCAUCUUGAUCUUGGUCUGCGAUCGAGUUCGACACAACGAACCUAGUGUGUGAAGUCAGUCCUGAACUGUUGAACCCAGUGCAAGCCCGGAACGAGACGGAGAGGCCAGUGCAAGAGUUGAUACUACGGAACGGUGUUAUCGGAGAGAUAUUUGUACAGUGUACGUGUUGCCAAUUGUACAGUAUUGGCUGUUAUUUAUUCAACUAUUAAAGUGUUACGUUACUUUGGAGCCCUGAGUUGUCAAGUUCUUUAAGUUGGUGGUGUAAGGUGCAGUUUGCAGAGAGCCUGGAUAGUGAGAUUCGUAACAACUGGUGUCAGAAGUGGGAUCGGAUCGGAAUCGGAUUGGAUCUACUAUGGCUCGUCUGAAACUGCUGUACGAACUUGAAUUCAGAGAACUGAAGCAAGAACUCCGUGAUCGAAAUCUGAAAACGAGCGGAAAUAAAGAAACCUUACAAGCACGCCUCCGAGAUGACAUUUUGGAAGAAAAAGAAGAUCCGGACACAUAUCUUUUUGAAGUCGAACCUAACUUGCUGGAACAGAUCAAUUUCAAGAUAGAUGCCAUGAACACCAAGAUAGCCGCUAUGAACCAACGCAUACCUGCUGUGGAGGAGAGAAUCAUCAACUCAGACGUUCGUUCAGAUGCUAAAACCAGAGAGAGGAGCCUUGGUGGUGAUCACGAGGACCCAUUGAAACCUGACAAAGCCGUUGAGAGACAUAUGCAAGUCGAGAGAUACCAGCCAGGUCCGAACCUAACAGACGUUGGUCCAGCUGCCAAGACUGGAGAGGAAAGUCCUGAAGGUGGUAAAGAGAAUCCAAGGCAGUCUGACGUUGACGUUGAUGGACAUUUGAAAGACGAAAGUCAUCGACAGGGUCUGAAACCAACAAGCGAUUGGCCCGAUACUGAGACGAGAGAGAGAGGUCCUGAUGGUGGUGAAGAAAGCCGAAUGGAGCCUGAUGCCGAAGACGAGGGACCUUUGCACGAGGAGUGUUACCAGCCUGCCCCACGAGCAUGCCCUCCAGACAAGGCUGAAGAUGAUGACCUGUCCCACAAUUCCCCGCCCUGUGGAUUUGAAGCCCAUCCCAGUCCUUCUUCGCAAAGCCCUAUGAAGCCACCUCUUUUGCCAACAAUCUUGGUAAUCCCUGCCCUUACAUCCUAUACCUCUCCAAGUGUCAAUUGGCUGCCCUCAGUACCAAACGACAAGAGAGCGAUGCAACUACAACAUCACUGCAACAAGAAGACGAUCAACUGGAGGAAAAGAAGAAGGUGGCGUUUGCUUAGUCCAACGUGCAUGGUGAUGCUACCAAGAAAUAACUGCAGCCACAUGAAGACCAACUGGCGGAGAAGAAGAAGAAGGCUACUUUUGUUGAAUGCAAGAUGGAUGACGAUGCAACCUCGAUAUCACUGCAACCACAUGAAGACCAACUGGCGGAGAAGAAGAAGAAGGCGACUUUUGCUGAGUGCAAUAUGGAUGACCAUGCGAUCACGAGGUCGAUACAACCAGAUGAAGGCUAACUGGAGGAGAAGAAAACGUUUUCUGAAUUCAACAUGGAUGUCGAUGAAAGCACGACGGCGAGGCAACCAGGUUAAUGCCAACUGGAGGAAGAGAAGGAAGCGACCAUUGCUGACUGCAUCAUGGAUGGCUCCAUUAAGCUCAAGAGGCAAGCCAACUGCCACUGAUCGACCCCCGCCUGCAGCGAUGAAACUUUACAGCCAAUGUCAUGAUGUUGAUUCUGUCCGGGACGGACAGAUCUAAAGAGGGGGCAGUGUUAUAAACCUGGUGGUGGCACAGAUGGGGGUAGUGGUGUGUGUGUAGUCAGCCGACGCUAAUCGCCCCAGGCCAGCGCUAGACGAG
Biomphalaria glabrata is the source of this 2283-nucleotide messenger RNA. RefSeq lists its product as uncharacterized. The record is from RefSeq and is a predicted model, not a curated record. Lineage: Eukaryota; Metazoa; Mollusca; Gastropoda; Planorbidae. The transcript has 2 exons. The coding region runs from base 784 to 2184 and encodes 466 amino acids.